Molecule: messenger RNA, 299 nt
Organism: Rubroshorea leprosula
Lineage: Eukaryota; Viridiplantae; Streptophyta; Magnoliopsida; Malvales; Dipterocarpaceae
Source: the annotation of a GenBank genome assembly
GAUGGGAAUCAAGACGACAGCAUAUCUACUACGUCAUGUGAUCCAUUACACACCCAAGGAGGUCCAGUCACGCGAGCUAGAGCUAAGAAGAUGCGUGAAGCUUUAAAUGGCCUUAUUGAGCAGAUCUGGGUUGAAAACAACAUACAACAAGCAAAUCGAAGCUUGGAUGAUUAUCAAGGCAUGGUAAACAUCAUUCAGGGUCAAGAGAAGCUUAGUUAAGGUCAUUUGCACAGAAUUACACAGUUUGUGUUAAAAUCGCACAAUUCUGCCGCAAUUUGUAGUAAAUUGAUAUUUCAUGU